AUGCCGAAGAAGAAGGGCAACCUCAAAGCCGCGCUGAAUGGCCAUUUUGCUCAACAGGAGCAAAGGGCCAGAGAACGAGCUGCGCAGGAGGCAGCACGACGCAAAGCACUCUCGGUCACCAAGUCUGGCGCUCCUCAUUUCAAGAACCAAAAACGCAAGCCUCAAGCUGCUCCACGUGAUGACGCUCCUGUUGCGUCUAUGAAGAACCAUGAACUGUCAGAGUCUCAUCAACACAACAAGAGGCGAAAGCGUCUACCGCAACCUUUCGCAAGAGACGACACUAUCCUGAUAGUAGGAGAAGCCAACUUUUCUUUCACACUAUCUCUGCUUCUUCCUCCGCGUGCUCAUCCACCGUCACAGAUCCUUGCAACGGCGUACGACUCGGAAGAGGAAUGCUUCUCAAAGUACCCCGAUGCUCGAGAGAAUAUCGAAACCAUUCGCCGCAUCGCAGGUCGCGACGAUAUCGUGCUUUUUGGCGUAGAUGCAGGGCAGCUUCAAAAGUACAAACAGGUCACCGGUGCUGCUCCCAGGUCAAAAGUCAGCCGCAAUCUCGAUGACAGUUAUCAGGAGACUUCUUCCUCCAGCUCUUCAGGACAAAGGAGAUGGAGCAAAGUGUGGUUUGGUUUUCCACACGUUGGCGCAGGUCACAAAGAUGAAACUCGCAACGUGCUUGCCAACCAACUUCUCAUUCUCCGGUUCCUCGUCUCAGUAGCGCCGUAUCUGACGGUGGGGGCUCUUCCAGCUCACGCUCCUGGAGCUUCAUCAGGGCGCAGCAGAAAAGCAGGGUCAGAUGACGAAGAAGAGGCGGAAGAUAGCUUGGUCGCUGACACCACUGAUCUCGACGAUACUCUUCUCGGAGCAAGCGCCUCCACCGAUGCAGAUCGGUCGAUCCUCAAUGAGACGCAAGCACGCAUUUCAGCACUGCAGCCCUUCUCGCCACCUUCGCGCCAAGGCUCUGUUCUCAUCACCCUUCGCAAUGCCUCACCAUACACGUUGUGGGACAUCGCCAACCUCGCUAAGCGUCUUCCACAGAUGCUACCCGUCAUCGCCUCAACCGCACCUGCUCUCCCAAAGGGUGUCAAGAAGCCAACGCUCAAAGACCUCACCGCGAACGGACUUUCCACCUUGAGUCCCAAUAAUCUUCAUUCUCGCGCCAUUUCGCAGCAAAAGAACAACAUCAUCGGUGGUGGUGGUGGUGGAGUAGAUUCGUCGGGUGUUCGUCGCUAUCGAAGCUAUCACCUGUGGCGAAGUUUCGAGUUUGAUCCCACCGAAUGGCAUGGAUACCAACACCGCAGGACUAUCGGUUGGGUCGAAGGCGUGAGCAGUAGCGCCAACGAGGAUUUGCUUCGGUCGAGGUCAAAUCAGAAAGGCGACCAAGAGGCAAGUGUUAGAGCUAGCAAGGCUGGCGGUGGCGAAUGCAGGACGUGGGAGUUUGGGCUUGGGUGA
Messenger RNA from Mycosarcoma maydis (corn smut), 1446 nucleotides. Its product is annotated as 25S rRNA (uracil2634-N3)-methyltransferase. Gene Ontology annotation, cellular component: cytoplasm. Gene Ontology annotation, biological process: rRNA base methylation. The transcript has a single exon. The record is from RefSeq and is a predicted model, not a curated record. The coding region runs from base 1 to 1446 and encodes 481 amino acids. Gene Ontology annotation, molecular function: rRNA (uridine-N3-)-methyltransferase activity. NCBI's taxonomy places the organism in Eukaryota, Fungi, Basidiomycota, Ustilaginomycetes, Ustilaginales.